Molecule: messenger RNA, 679 nt
Organism: Bipolaris sorokiniana ND90Pr
Lineage: Eukaryota; Fungi; Ascomycota; Dothideomycetes; Pleosporales; Pleosporaceae
Exons: 1
Coding region: 196-567 (123 amino acids)
Source: RefSeq, a predicted model, not a curated record
CAGCGCAUAUAAAUUGCGUGGCUGUUCGCCAUGUGGCACAACGAUUGACUUGGGCCUGGAUAAUUGCCAGCAUAUGCAGCCAAUGCGCGUAAGGAUGUUCAUUGCCAUGACCCUGGGCGCGACUUACCACCAACAGUUUGUGCCUCAAAGAGGACGGGAAAGUAGGCCGCGAGCUAUUAGUUGGCACCGCCUCUUAUGCGGCUUGGUCUUUUCCAGCCCCAUUGUCCAGGCAUCAUGAGUAGUUGCGUCGUUAGUGCUAUAGGCCUCGUGGCUCUUAGAUUACCCAAAGCGUGCUGUGCAGCGAGAGGCGAGACAGAUCUGCGACACCACCGCGACGCACUCCAAGCCUCUUCCAACGGUUCGAGCAUCACCCCAACCCCGCACCCACGCGCAACCGUGGGCGGAUCGCCAAAAUCUCGCCAUUUUCCCACCCAAGUUUCCUUACUCGUACUGGAUUGCCCAGCCCAGGGGGUUGGUGUUUCGCCCGGCAUGCGACCGGCACGCAAGCCCUUCAGAAUCAACAAUUUCAUGCGUGGAUUUAAGGAAUACACUUCCCCAGGCAGAUAGCUUUUCUCCUUACAUCAAGACAUCUGCCUCAUAAUACUGGUGCUCCACUUUCUCUUUCUCUUUUCCUCAUCUGCUUCUUACUGUCCGAGCCGGCCCUCGUAGUGCCCUUUCA